Molecule: messenger RNA, 1357 nt
Organism: Rubroshorea leprosula
Lineage: Eukaryota; Viridiplantae; Streptophyta; Magnoliopsida; Malvales; Dipterocarpaceae
Source: the annotation of a GenBank genome assembly
CCGGGAAUCAAACAGAAAUAUUCUCUAGCAUCUCUAACCCUUUUUUAUCACCUUUUCCUUCUUAUAGUUAUAGAAGAAAACGUUUCUGUUCUUAGGGGUUGUAAAUUUGAAACAAAUAAUAAUAAUUUCAGUUUUUUUUUUUUUUUUUUUUUUUAAGAUUUUGUAGUCGAAAUUUGUUUCCGUCACCAUGACUUCCGUCGUCACGAUCGACGGCGAGCAGGAGCUGGUCAAUUCCCUUCGUGAUCUUUCGCUUCAAGAUCAGAGGGAAAUGAAGAGCAAAGCAGUGAUUGAUGAACAGGGUUGUGAAAACCAUAGUGGCAUUUGCGCAAUAUGCUUAGAUAAGAUUGUGCUGCAGGAAACUGCUCUCGUAAAAGGUUGCGAGCAUGCUUACUGUGUGACAUGUAUUCUUCGAUGGGCUGUGUAUAAUCAGACACCUACCUGUCCACAGUGUAAAUAUCCAUUUGAGUUCCUCAAUGUCCAUCGCUCCCUUGAUGGCAGGAUUCAUGACUACAUGUUUGAGGAGAGUGUUUGCCUGCUUCUUAGAGCCACAUGGUUUAAACCUAUGGUUGUGGUGGAUCAUGAAGAGGCAUAUGAUGAUCUAGAAGAUUACUAUCAGUAUGAAGAUGAGGAGGACGAAGAUGAAGAAGUUUACUAUACCAAUUCAUCAAGUCUUCGCAUUGGCAAUAGAAGGUGGGGAGAUAAUGGUUUUGUUAGGGCAGGGCGUCAAGAAGCUAGGCCAGUCCCUCGACCCAAUUUCCAGGACUCUGGUGCUGGUUCAUCACGAGAGCCUAAGAAGAAAGAGGUUGCAAAAAAUCCAAUUGGGCGCCGAGCAAAGAGGGCACUCAAGCGUGAAGCUGCUGAUAAGGCAGCAGCAGCAAAACAUCAAGAGCGCUUGAUGAGGUUGGGACGAACGUGAUUCCCUUUCAUGUGAAGCGCCUGCAUAACCAGGAGACCAGAACCUUUGUACAGUUUUUCCUUUCUCUUGCGAAUCAAAAUAAUGACAGUAGUUGGUAGUGUGGACCACCAGAGAAUGACUUCUUGGUGGUGGCCGGAUCCUGGUUUGUUGUAUGAUUGUAUCUUCAAGAUUCAUUCUAUUUAACUUCCUCAUCCUCAGGAUGGAGUUUAGUUCACUCAUUACCGUUGUGGAAACAGUCAAAUAUGGAGGAAUUUAAUUUCCCUGGAUGACAAAUAAAUGAAUCACCCAACGAAACAAAUGCCUUCAGUCCUUUACUGUUGCAUCCGAAGUGAAUUUAUUGGUUUGCUACUGUCGAGAUACUUGAUUUGUUAAUGCCUCUGAAGAUAUGGGUGGGCAUCAUAAGAGAAGGAAGGUGGGUGAUAAUGAAGAUUGGGGCCGAGU